Messenger RNA from Penicillium maclennaniae, 1269 nucleotides. Its product is annotated as NADH:flavin oxidoreductase/NADH oxidase. Gene Ontology annotation, molecular function: NADP binding; NADPH dehydrogenase activity; FMN binding. Bases 1 to 1269 code for a protein of 422 amino acids. NCBI's taxonomy places the organism in Eukaryota, Fungi, Ascomycota, Eurotiomycetes, Eurotiales, Aspergillaceae. The transcript is spliced from 2 exons. Gene Ontology annotation, cellular component: intracellular anatomical structure. The record is from RefSeq and is a predicted model, not a curated record.
AUGACUUGGCCCGACGUUCCCACUAAGCCCGCGGAGGGUAUCUCUUACUACACGCCGGCCCAGAGCCCGCCGGCGGGCACUGCGCGCAAUCCCCAGACCAGCGGCAAACCUAUUCCGAAGCUGUUCCAGCCCCUGACCAUCCGCGGUCAGAAUUUUCAAAACCGCCUCGGUGUUGCGCCCAUGUGCCAAUACAGUGCGGAGGAUGGCCACAUGACCGCGUGGCAUAUGGCUCACUACGGUGGCAUCGCGCAGCGUGGCCCCGGAAUGAUCAUUAUCGAAGCCACCGGCGUCCUUCCCGAGGGCCGCAUUACACCUGGUUGCGUAGGCUUGUGGAAGGAUUCCCAGAUUGCUCCACUGAAGCAGGUUGUGGAAUUCGCUCAUAGCCAGGGCCAGAAGAUCGGUAUCCAGCUGGCCCACGCCGGUCGUAAGGCCUCCACGGUUCCCCCGUGGUUGGGAGGUGUCACCGCUACGAAUGCCGUUGGUGGCUGGACUGAGAAUGUCAAGAGCCCUAGCGCAAUUCCCUUUGCCGACGGUGAUAUCGUUCCCAAGGCUAUGACCAAGGAGGACAUUCAGGAGGUCAAGGAUGCCUGGGUUGCGGCGACUCGCCGUGCUGUCGCCGCUGGCGUCGACUUCAUUGAGAUCCAUAGCGCGCACGGCUACCUCUUGUCCUCUUUCCUGAGCACCUCGUCGAACACACGCACGGACGAGUACGGUGGUAGCUUCGAGAACCGCAUUCGCCUGCCUCUCGAGAUCGCUCAAUUGACCCGUGAUACGGUUGGUGCGGACAUGCCCGUCUUCCUACGUGUCUCUGCCACCGACUGGUUGGAGAAAAGCCUGCCCGAGGAGAAGGGAUGGAAGCCGGAGGACACCGUCGAAUUUGCCAAGGCUCUUGCAGCUCAGGGCGCUAUCGAUCUGAUCGAUAUCAGCAGUGGUGGUGUGCACGCUGCUCAGAAGGUGGAAUCUGCGGUUGCCUUCCAGGUUCCCUUUGCGGCUGCCGUAAAGAAGGCUGUUGGCGACAAGCUGCUUGUGGCUGCGGUGGGUACUAUCAACAACGGCCAGCUUGCCGAGAAGAUUCUGAAUGAGGAGGGAAUCGAUCUCAUACUGGUUGGUCGUGCCUUCCAGCGUGACACUGGUCUGGCCUGGGCUUUCGCUAAGGACCUGGACACGGAGAUCGCCAUGGCUGCGCAGAUUCGCUGGGGAUUCACCAGCUUCCGCAAUGCGUCGGAGUACAUUCAGCCCAACUCCAUGAAGGCCUCUAUCUUUGAUUAG